CGAACCGGCACUUACUCCUCAUCCAUCUCCGACGAACCAUGUCCCUCGACGUGUCCGUCGCCAAACUCCACGCGUCUGUCAAGGAUCUCAUCACCAAAUCCGCUGCCUCGCCAGGGACGACUGGGGCAGAUCAGGUUGAAGUUGCAUCUUGGGUAGACAAGGUCGCGCAGGGGGAGAUCAAGGCAGAAUCUCUCAAGGACCUCGAUGCUCUGCUCGUCCAACGCACAUAUGCUGUCAGCAAUUACUUCUCCGCCGCGGAUGUUGCCCUCUAUGGCGCUCUUCACCCUCUUGUGUCUCAACAAAACCAUGCGCAAAUACACGCAACUCCUUCUUUGACCCGCUACUUCGACCAUAUCCAGUCACGUCCGGAAGUUCGCACCGCGGCCGACCAGCUCUCCUUCUCGGUUGUUAGCCUUGGAAUUGAAAACGCACCGCCUAUCGAGCGCAAGGUCGAGCCUCCCAAGAAAAAGGAGAAAGCUCCGAAGGCGCCAGCCAGCGCGGAGAGUGCGGCCACUGCACCUGCUGCAAAAGUAGAGGGAAACCCUGAGGCAACUCAGGACAAGGCUCCCAAAGAGAAAAAGGAGAAGAAGAAAAAGGAGGGUGCCGCACCUGCUGAACAGGGCGGAAAGAAGAAAAGUGAGGCUGGUGGCAAGGGCAGUGCAACGGCAGAGGAUGCUGGCGAGCCUGUGCCAUCUAUGGUCGACCUUCGGGUCGGUCACAUCAUUGAUAUCAAGAAACACCCAGACGCGGAUGGCUUGUACGUUGAGCAAAUCGAUGUUGGUGAGGAUGAGCCAAGGACUGUGGUCUCUGGUCUGGUGCACUACAUACCCAUCGAGGAAAUGCGGGAUAAGUACCUUGUUGCUGUUUGCAACCUUAAACCUGCCAACAUGCGCGGUGUCAAGAGCUUUGCCAUGGUGCUAUGUGCUACUGCAAAGGAAGGAAAGGAAGGUGGCAUUGAGUUGAUCCAGCCUCCCGCCGGCUCAAAACCUGGCGAGCGGGUCUACUUCGAGGGUCCAGAAUAUGAAAAUGGCACGCCAUUGUCCCAGAUGAACCCCAAGAAGAAGAUCUUCGAGACUAUCCAGCCCGGCUUCAUUACUCUGGACUCCAAAGAGGCGGCAUGGGUUAACCCCGCGACAAAAAGCGUGCACCGUAUACGUACGAAGGACGGCGUGUGCGUCGCCCCCACUCUCGUCGGAGCGUCGCUAUCAUAGACAAGUAACCAUGUGGUUUGCAUAUUACAUCUGACAAUCAAGACUGUAUACUACGUACUCUCCUCUUUUUCAUUCUC
This is a messenger RNA of Coniophora puteana RWD-64-598 SS2, 1288 nucleotides long. Its product is annotated as nucleic acid-binding protein. Gene Ontology annotation, cellular component: methionyl glutamyl tRNA synthetase complex. Bases 39 to 1211 code for a protein of 390 amino acids. Gene Ontology annotation, molecular function: tRNA binding. Lineage: Eukaryota; Fungi; Basidiomycota; Agaricomycetes; Boletales; Coniophoraceae. The transcript is spliced from 7 exons. The record is from RefSeq and is a predicted model, not a curated record.